AUGUGGUUUCUCAAGGUCGUCACGAUCGCCGCGGCGGCUGCAGCAGGGCUGCAGAUUGGAGAACAGGCGGAUAUCGAGAAUUGGAAGAGGCAACUUGGAGAUGCAACAUCGUUUAUUGCAGAACUCCCUACUGGACAAGCAGCAGCAGAUGUCUCAUCAUCAGUGCCGCCAACAUCAACAGCGGCUCCUACUACUCCCCCUCCUCCUCCACCACCACCUCCGCCUCCGCCGCCUACGCCAACAUCAUCAAGUACGCCGCCGCCGCCGCCGCCUCCUCCCCCGCCGCCUCGGACAACUACCACAACCACAUCAUCAGCGGCUGUUGCAACUACCUCUCGCGCGGCCUCGCCUCCUCCACCACCUCCUCCAACCUCGACUCGACAGGCUCAACCUACGACUGUACCGCCACCUGUAUUCUCGCCAUCAAGUCCAUCACCGCAACCAACCACUCAGCGACAGACACCCUCAGCAGCACCUACGGCUCUUCCAGCUGUUACGACUACCACAGCUGCUGGCGCUGCAUCCCAGCAGCCGCCUCCAGGCCAAGGAGGGGCACAGCAAGCACAGCCGCCAGUUCAACAACGACUCGUUGACCCAGCUGAAGGUGCUUUCAUUGGUGGUAGCCCGACAACUAAUAUCGAUGUGCCCGUAACGUUUUUGUUCCUGUUACUUUUCAGUGCAGGUGCAUACACCCAUAUCAGAAUUUACAGGGUGAACGCCAAACGGGGCCACAAGUUCCUCCUCUCAGAUCUCAUGUUCGAUUUCUGUAUGGUGAGAAAUGUUACUUGUAUCAUGAGGAUUGUCUGGGCAUUUGAGAAGGCCCGUGUUGUCAUUCUCAUAGCCUUGAUCGUUCAGUUCGGAGGCGCUGUCGUUAUAAUGAUUGUCAACAUCUUCUUCGCUCAGAGAAUCAUUCGCUCGAUCCACCCUAAUUUCGGAUGGCAUCCUUUCUUCGGAGUCGCCACCCUGUUUUUCAUCUUCUCGGUACCGUUUGUCGUUGUCUCCAACAGUACCUCCAUAGGCGUGUCCUUUUACAAGAUCGAGGACCAGGACCGCGUCGACACCGCACUCAACGUCCUGAAAGCGGGUGUCUCUUGGAUCAUGCUGCUUGCGAUCUUGCCAGUCGUCUCCGUCAUUAUUGCAUCAGUCAUUCCAGGGCCUAAGCCCGAAAGAUUCGGCGUCGGCGAUACUCACCAGAAAAUUGCCGUUCUGCUGAUUGGCGCCACCCUCCUCAUUGCAGGUCAUGCUGUGCGUCUGGCAUCAACUCUAAAUCCCGAGCCCCCAGAUUCCACAAGCAAACUUCUCAGCAAAGAAGUUUUUUACACGACGGGAUUCAUGCUUGAGAUCUUUGUUGUCGUUUUCUAUGCAGUGGUGCGCAUCGAUCUUAUGUUUCAUAUUCCCAACGGCUCAAACCAACCGGGUGACUAUUCGAGAAAGCCCAAGCCUGGCGAGGAGGACUACGAAGCCGCCCUUCUCACAAAGGAAGAAAUUGAGGAUGAAAUUUCAGCAAUGGGUCACCCAUACGAGAUUGUGGAUUCAUCCGGCUUAGGAAGAGAUGGCUCUGGACGCACCAUUGUUGCUUUUAGCACUCGCCGCAUAAACAACGAGAAGCCGGUCGUGCUACCGCGCCGUCCAGAAGCAUACAGCCGCGUACAGUCAAUCAGAGGGUCGGUCAGAUCGGUUCGCGGUUCUCUCCGGUCAGCAAGAGGAGGCAUAUCCCGAAUCAUGUCAGGCCGCCUCACUCCGGCCCCUUACUUGAACGAGGUCAACACCUCUCAGCCUGCAUUCGCCAACAAUCCUUUUGGCACAAACCAUGUAAGCCAGUACGGUGUCGCGCAGCCGCUCUUUAUCCAAUCUCGCUUUAGCAGAUACACAGAUGUGGAUGAUGAGAGGUCACACCUGCGGCCCGAGAGUCAAGCAACGUCCGGUGAAAUCCCUUUGAGUUUGGACCGUGAAGGACUUGGCCCCGAAGAGGGGCGGAGGCGAACACGGCGGUCGUCAAUACAAAAGUUUGCGGCGCUGGAAAGGGAAGGUCAUCCUCUGAAGUAG
Molecule: messenger RNA, 2046 nt
Organism: Colletotrichum truncatum
Lineage: Eukaryota; Fungi; Ascomycota; Sordariomycetes; Glomerellales; Glomerellaceae
Source: RefSeq, a predicted model, not a curated record